Molecule: messenger RNA, 1399 nt
Organism: Aspergillus pseudonomiae
Lineage: Eukaryota; Fungi; Ascomycota; Eurotiomycetes; Eurotiales; Aspergillaceae
Product: kinase-related protein
Exons: 2
Coding region: 381-1091 (236 amino acids)
Cellular component (GO): cytoplasm
Source: RefSeq, a predicted model, not a curated record
GCGACCCCUGUGACGUAGGGCCGGUAUGUGCGUAAGUUACCUAUGAUGCUUCUCCGUACAGAUCGCAAAACCCCACUCCCAUGACAAGCCCCGCCGACUGCCUCUAUUAUCUCAAUGGACCACGGUGCUUUUCUUUGUCCAUCACGUCAACUAGGAUCGACGUUUUGCGUUGGAUUAUUCACACAGUGAUCCCAAAAAAUACCUUUGAAGGCCCUGGAUUUGUUUGAAUGAUUUAGCCUCGUUAUUUUGCGUCUUUGAAGUACUUUGCAACGUUUAUCUGCAUGAGACACGACCCGGGGUAUUUGGAUUGAUUUCUAUAUUACUAGCAUCCUCCUUUACCCCCCAAAUAUACUCUGGAUAUAUAGAUAUAAGGGGCAAUUAUGGAUAUCCAGGUAGACCGGUUAGUCGAUAAGAUCUGGGGGAAAACCCAAUCUACGCCAGAUGAUUCCCGGUUGAUGAUAGCAGUGAGUGGCAUACCGGGAUCCGGAAAGACAGCACUCGCCAGCAUGAUGGCAAACCGCAUCAACCAACUCUACGCGGCACAGCAUCUCAAUUCACCGCCUAUCGCGACUGCUAUCCCUAUGGAUGGGUAUCAUCUUACGCGGGCGCAACUCGCUCAAAUGCCCGACCCGGUGUAUGCUGCUGCGCGACGGGGUGCAGCUUUCACCUUUGACGGGGAGAAGUUUUUGAAACUAGUCCAGGCUCUGCGGGAGCAGUUGACGCCGGAGACCCAAAGCUUGUACGCACCAAGCUUUGAUCAUGCAGUCAAAGAUCCUGUCGACGAUGAUAUUGCCAUCCCCGCCACCUGCAGGGUUAUCUUCUUCGAGGGUAAUUACCUAAGUUUAAAUAAAGAGCCAUGGAAUAAGGCGGCACAGCUGAUGGAUGAGCUUUGGUUUGUGGAUGUUGAAUUCGAAACAGCUCGAAAGAGGUUGAUUCGGAGGCACGUCAAGGCGGGUAUCGCGAAGGAUGAAGCCGAGGCAGAUAAGCGAGCGACAGAAAAUGACCUUGUGAAUGGCCGGGAAAUCGUGGACUAUAGGUUGCCCGUCCAGGAGAUAAUUACAAGUCAUUAUGACCCUAACUGGGACCAGUGACUGACAGGUCUUGGUGGAUUUUCGGUGCGGGUAUGAGGAAUAGAUGGUUGAUCGCAGCAAGACACAUCGUAGAGCGUUUCUUUUUGUUUUAGUUUCUUAAAGAAAACCUCAUAGAAUGGGGAUAGGGAGCGUUACAUAACAGUAGGUAUACUAUAUUUAGACGCAUGGGGAGUCUGGCCACUUAUGUAUUAGUUUAGCUUAUUGCAAGCUGUUGGAUAAAUUUAGGAUAAUAAAAGGACUGAGACAAUGUUACUUGAUACCUGACUUGGCAUUGAUAACCCAUCAUUUUAACCUAAAAGGUGCAGAAU